GAGUAUACCAACCUCAAGCAGAAAGAGGGUUGCACUGUUAAGCAGCUGGAGCAGGAGUUUAGAACCUUGGCUAGGUUCUUACCAGAGUAUGCGAUCGAUGAGGACCGCAUGACUGAGCACUUUUGGGAUGCCUUACUUUUAGACAUUCGAGAUCGUGCUACAUACUCACGCCUCAUGACUUUUAGUGAGGUGGUAGAACAGGGCAUGCUGGGGGAGGCCCAGUGGAAUGAAAGGAAAGCAAGAGAUGCCGAAGAGGCAAAGAAGAGGAAGUGGAAUAGUUCGGGGCCGCCCGAUCAUUCCCGAAGGAACAACCACGGUGGUGGUGGUGGUGGUGGUGGCUCAUUCAAGGCACCGGCUCCACCGGCAAAGAAGAAUAGGGACGCGAGGUGGCACGGACCUAGGCCACAAAACUCGGGGGCACCUAGAUGUCCCAAUUGCUCAAAACAGCACUUUGGGAAGUGCAAUGAACCACCGAGAUGUUUUAAAUGCGGGAAUGCGGGCCAUAUGAAGGCCAAUUGCCCUCAAUUGAUGCAAGAGAGUGCAUCGGGAGCCGGGGGAGGGACCAUGACGGGAAGGAAUCGUGCGGGACCGUCACACGGUGGAACGGGAAGAGGCGGCGCGUCAACAAGCAAUGUCGCGUCCGUCAACCAAGGCGGAGCCCAAGCAAGGGUCUACGCGAUGACCGAGGCCGAUGCUCGGGCCAACCCCAACUCCGUUGCAAGUUGAAGCUCAAGUUGCUAUUCUCACCUUGCUCGGUGAAGUGAUCCAAAGGGAGACGUGGUUCGUGCUUCCUUUAUUGUUUUCAAACUAUAAACUAUGCUCAUGGAUAUUUUGUAAUAAAUACAUUUGUUUUGGGCCUGCGUGCCUACGUUUUGGCCAUGUGUGGCUCACGAUUGAAUAUUGAAUAUUUCCGCCAUUCGUUCAAUCCUAAUAUGUGAUGUUGUUAUGUAUGUUUACUUACUGAGUAUGGUAUGGACUAUGUUCAUGGAUGCCUUGUUUGACUAAGUUACGUUGACUCGCGGUUGACGUCAUUUAGUCAUACGGCGGUUGUACACGCGCUCAGAUGCGGUCUGGGGCGUGACAAUUUUGAAGGUUGAACCAUGCUUUAUAUUUAUCUUUCAACUCACUUAAGUGUUUUGCGCAGAUUUUUACCAUCAAAACGAGCACCUGUUUGUGCAUGAAGGUUGUUUACAAUUUUUUCGCAAUCCUAUUUAGUAUUUCCUUUUGAUUCUUCUUCGCUACAAUUAUUCAAAAAUGUACUCGUAAUGAUGUCAUUCCAAACUUGCCUCACUGACAUUGUCUAUAUUUGAUAGUAAAAUGAUAUAGAAUUAUAACUUCAUAAUUGAAGUCAAGUACUUAUACGUUAAUAUUUCUAAUUACAUGUCUAUACAUAAAUAGACUUAAUUUUAUGACGAC
Messenger RNA from Cuscuta epithymum, 1416 nucleotides. Lineage: Eukaryota; Viridiplantae; Streptophyta; Magnoliopsida; Solanales; Convolvulaceae. The record is from the annotation of a GenBank genome assembly.